Cladocopium goreaui is the source of this 1123-nucleotide messenger RNA. Lineage: Eukaryota; Dinophyceae; Suessiales; Symbiodiniaceae. The record is from the annotation of a GenBank genome assembly.
AUGACUCUCGCGCUUCCCGAGGAGGUGCCCAAAGAGAAGCAGCUCCAGCUGAAGAACUUGUUGGUGGCUCUACAAGAGGUGCUGCCUUGUUCCAUGUGCGCGGAACACUGGCGACGACAUAUGGAAGAGGACCCGGUGGAACCCCACCUGGCCCACCGGAGCAGCAUGGUGGAGUGGAUGAUCCGCAUGCACAACAAGGUGAAUGAGCUGAAUAAGAAGCCCAUCCAGAGUAAGGAGGAGGUGCUGGAGGAGUUUCAGUUGGCCUACGACAAGUUUGGACGCUACGGAGGGUACGAAGCGGUGCUGGGGCAGAGGUUCUCUGUAUCCUUGGCUUCUGGGGAGAUUGAGGACGCUGGUGGCCCACGUUUCGUGGCGCCCAAGGGAUUGGCGUGUGCCAACAAGGGCACCACGAACUUGGGAAGAUUCCAACGGAGUGAAGAAGAGCCACUGGAAAUCAUGGUCAAGCUGACCUGUGACGUAGAGCGCAAGUGUUUGCAGUUGCUCUUUGGACAGGGGAAGAAAAAGCUGGGCUUCAUUCCAACAGAAGUGAAGCCCGGGGAGUUCAUCCUCCGCGGUAUGUGGGUGAACGAGGAGCUCCGAGGGCGGGGUCUGGCCUCGCUCUUCUUGGCGCUGUGGCUAAAGCUAUGUCUCAUGUUGGAAGUGACACCACUCACAGACAGGAUCCACAAGCCGAUCCUCUCGUUAGUUUUGCAGAAGUUUGGUUUUGUGGCCGCCACGUCACAUUUGAAAGUGGAGGUGGCUACAUGCGAAGGCGGAGCGGAUGAGCCAAAGAUGCUACUCUGGUCCGAGUCCAAGAAGCUUUCGUCCUACUUCAGCGUGCGAGCGCGAAGAGACCAGGGCAUUCGGCUGGUUGACAGCCGGCCGGAGAAGAGCAGGACUGCUUUUGUCAAUACGACCUUUUCGAUUCCCGACAUAGGUGCCAUGGCUUCCCUCAUCGACCAGGCCCUGGCUGGAGGUGACCUGGUGCUGUACGAAAGCCAACGGGCCGUCUCCUUGUUGGAAGAUCUUCGCUCUGGGGGUUGGCCCCACUGGGCUCCCAUGCCCAAAGCCAAAGGAGUGUUGGCGCCGGCAGUGACCACCGAACCAUUGGCCGAAGAAAAAC